UGCGCCCGCCCGGAGCGGGGGCCAAAGUGAAAGUCCUGGAAGUUGCGGGAGCGGCGCGCGCGGAGCCGUGGCGGGCUGUGCGCCCUCGGGCGGAGGCGGCCCGCGCCCAUGGCUCUGAGCAAGGGGCUGCGGCUGCUCGGGCGGCUGGAGGCGGCGGGGGACAGCAGCGUCCUGCUGGAGGCGCGCGGCCGCGGGGACUGCCUGCUCUUCGAGGCCGGCACCGUGGCCACGCUCGCUCCGGAAGAAAAGGAGGUCAUUAAGGGAGAGUAUGGGAAGCUCACUGAUGCUUAUGGCUGCCUGGGGGAGCUCAGGUUGAAAUCCGGUGGCACUUCCCUGAGCUUCCUGGUGUUGGUGACAGGCUGCACAUCUGUGGGCAGAAUUCCAGAGGCCGAGAUCUACAAAAUCACUGCCACCGACUUUUACCCUCUUCAGGAAGAGGCCAAGGAGGAGGACCGCCUCACAGCCUUGAAGAAGAUCCUCAACUCGGGGGUCUUCUACUUCUCGUGGCCCAACGACGGGUCGUGCUUUGACCUCACCGUCCGGGCGCAGAAGCAGGGCGAUGACAGCUGCGAGUGGGGCAACUCCUUCUUUUGGAACCAGCUGCUGCACGUGCCGCUGAGGCAGCACCAGGUGAGCUGCUGUGACUGGCUGCUGAAGGUCAUUUGCGGGGUGGUGGCCAUCCGCACGGUGUACGCCUCGCACAAGCAGGCCAAGGCCUGCCUCAUCUCUCGCAUCAGCUGCGAGCGUGCCGGCGCUCGCUUCUACACCCGUGGCGUCAACGACGAUGGCCAUGUGUCCAACUUCGUGGAGACGGAGCAGACGAUUUACAUGGAUGAUGGAGUGUCGUCUUUUGUCCAGAUCAGAGGCUCGGUUCCGCUGUUUUGGGAGCAGCCAGGGCUUCAGGUUGGCUCUCAUCAUCUGAGACUCAACAGAGGCCUGGAAGCCAACGCCCCUGCUUUUGACAGGCAUAUGGUGCUUCUGAAGGAGCAGUAUGGGAACCAAGUGGUCGUGAACCUGCUGGGGAGCAGAGGCGGGGAGGAGGUACUCAACAGAGCCUUCAAGAAGUUGCUCUGGGCUUCCUGCCAUGCUGCUGACACGCCUAUGAUAAACUUUGACUUCCAUCAGUUUGCCAAAGGCGGCAAGCUAGAGAAAUUGGAGAACCUCUUGAGGCCCCAGCUGAAGCUCCACUGGGAUGACUUUGACGUGUUCACCAAGGGCGAGAAUGUAAGUCCACGUUUUCAGAAAGGCACUUUGCGGAUGAAUUGUCUCGACUGCCUGGACCGAACCAACGCGGUGCAGAGCUUCAUUGCGCACGAGGUCCUUCAUCUGCAACUCGAGAGCCUAGGGCUGAAUUCAAAGCCCAUUGCUGACCGCUUCGUGGAGUCCUUCAAAGCCAUGUGGUCUCUGAAUGGGCACAGUCUGAGCAAGAUGUUCACGGGCAGCCGCGCCCUGGAAGGGAAAGCCAAGGUGGGGAAGCUGAAGGACGGGGCCCGGUCCGUGUCUCGAACCAUCCAGUCCAACUUCUUUGAUGGGGUGAAGCAGGAGGCCAUCAGGCUGCUGCUGGUUGGGGACGUCUACACCGAGGAGUCUACAGACAAGGGAAGGAUGCUCCUGGACAACACGGCCCUGCUGGUGACUCCCAGGAUCCUGAGAGCGAUGACGGAGCGCCAGUCGGAAUUCACAAAUUUCAAACGGCUCUGUAUUGCCAUGGGAACCUGGAACGUGAAUGGGGGAAAGCAGUUCAGGAGCAACCUCCUUGGGACAGGGGAGCUGGCUGACUGGCUGCUCGACUCGCCCACACUGUCCGGAGUCGAGGAAUCCCAGGAUGACAGCAGCCCGGCUGACAUAUUUGCCGUGGGCUUUGAGGAGAUGGUGGAGCUGAGCGCAGGGAACAUUGUCAAUGCCAGUACCACCAACAGGAAGAUGUGGGGUGAGCAGCUUCAGAAAGCCAUAUCACGCUCUCAUAGGUACAUUCUCUUGACCUCGGCACAGCUGGUGGGCGUCUGUCUUUAUAUCUUUGUGCGUCCGUACCAUGUCCCAUUCAUCAGGGAUGUGGCGAUCGACACGGUGAAGACGGGCAUGGGAGGGAAGGCAGGGAACAAAGGUGCCGUGGGCAUCCGCUUCCAGCUCCACAGCACCAGCCUCUGCUUCGUGUGCAGCCACCUGACGGCCGGGCAGUCCCAGGUGAAGGAGAGGAACGAGGACUACAAGGAGAUCACCCAGAAGCUGAGUUUCCCGAUGGGAAGAAACAUCUUUUCUCACGAUUACGUGUUUUGGUGCGGUGAUUUCAACUACCGCAUCGAUCUCACUUACGAAGAAGUCUUCUAUUUCGUUAAACGCCAAGACUGGAAGAAACUGCUGGAAUUUGAUCAGCUACAGCUACAGAAAUCAAGUGGAAAAAUUUUUAAAGACUUUCAUGAAGGCGCCAUUAAUUUUGGACCGACCUACAAGUAUGAUGUUGGCUCCGCCGCCUACGACACGAGCGACAAGUGCCGCACCCCCGCCUGGACAGACAGGGUCCUGUGGUGGAGGAAGAGGCAUCCUUUUGACAGAACAGCUGGAGAACUCAACCUCCUAGACAACGAUCUAGAUGCUAACACCCAAGUCAGACACACCUGGUCUCCUGGUGUCCUCAAGUAUUAUGGCCGAGCGGAGCUACAAGCGUCUGAUCACAGACCCGUGCUGGCGAUCGUGGAGGUGGAAGUACAAGAGGUUGACGUGGGUGCUCGGGAGAGGGUGUUCCAGGAAGUGUCCUCUUUCCAGGGGCCCCUGGAUGCCACCGUCGUGGUCAACCUUCAGUCGCCAACCUUAGAAGAGAAAAACGAGUUUCCUGAGGAUGUGCGCGUGGAACUCAUGGAGACCUUGGGGAACUACGGGACAAUUGUUCUUGUCAGGAUCAACCAAGGGCAGAUGCUGGUGACUUUUGCAGACAGUCACUCGGCUCUCAGUGUCCUGGAUGUAGAUGGUAUGAAGGUGAAAGGCAGAGCAGUGCAGAUCAGACCGAAGACCAAGGACUGGCUGAAAGGUUUGCAAGAGGAGAUCGCCCGAAAGCGGGACAGCAUGGUCUCCCUGUCUCCCACCGCCAACUCCUGCUUGCUGGAGGAGAACUUUGACUUCACAAGUUUGGACUAUGAGUCGGAAGGCGAUAUUCUCGAAGAUGACGAAGACUAUUUGGUGGAGGAGCUGGGUCAGCCUGUGGUCUCAGACAGUGAACUGGGGGGAGACGACCUUUCCGAUGCCCCCAGCUCCACAGCAGCAGCACCUCCCAGCAAGUCACCUGCACUCACCAAAAAGAAGCAGCAUCCGACCUACAAAGAUGAUGCUGACCUGGUGGAGUUAAAGCAGGAGCUGGAAGCAGUCGGAGAUUUCCGCCACCGCUCUCCGAGUAGGUCUCUGUCGGUCCCCAGUAGGCCUCGGCCACCUCACCCGCCGCAGAGACCGCCCCCUCCAACUGGUUUAAUGGUGAAAAAGUCGGCUUCGGAUGUGUCCAUCUCCUCCGGCACCCACGGGCAGUAUUCGAUUUUGCAGACAGCAAAACUUCUGCCAGGAGCACCCCAGCAAGCACCCAAAGCUAGGACUGGGAUAAGUAAACCUUACAACGUCAAGCAGAUCAAAACCACCAAUGCUCAGGAGGCAGAAGCAGCAAUCCGAUGUCUCCUGGAGGCCAGAGCAGGUGCCCCAGGAGAAGCCCAAAAUGCCACAGCCCCGAGGGACCAAGGGUCUUCCAAACCAGAGCCCACAGCAGGGGUGGCCCCGCUCCUGCCCCGUCGGCCGGCACCCAGAGUUCCUGCCAUCAAGAAGCCAACCUUGAGAAGGACAGGAAAGCCCACUUCACCGGAAGAGCACUUUGGGCAACAGACUGCCCAUUUUACAAUCGGGCCCCCGGAAACAAGCCUUGAAACCCCUCCUCUAGCGACAGUCCCGCCUGUUCCCAAACCAAGAACACUUCAGCCCGGGAAAGGUGCCGAGAGGAAGCCAAGUGGUGGAAGGCCAGCGCCAGACGAUGCCCCUCCAGUGGCUGGAGCCACCAUACCACCCCCUCCGGAGGUCCCGCCUCUUGUGCCCCAGGUCCCCCCGAGGAGGAAGAAGUCAGCCCCCGCCUCCUUCCACCUGCAGGUUCUGCAGAGCAACAGCCAGCUUCUCCAGGACCUCAGCUGCAGCAGCAGCAGCCCCAGCCGUGACUGUCCCCCUGCACCCCAGCCUGAUGGGGGUGCUCUCCUUCCACAACCGGCUUUUCUUGGCACUUCAUCUGCUGCAAGCCCCGAGACUGAUGGCCCCAAGGAGCUGAAGUCAGAGGCAGCCUCCCUUCUGGGUGAUUCUCAGGAUCCCUUCUGGAGCCUUCUCCAGCACCCUAACCUGCUGAAUAAUGCCUGGCUUCCCAAGACCUCUGACCCCCUGGACGCGGGGACCAGGAACCUUGGAAGGGCACACACAGCCCCACCGCAAGUCCGCACCUCAGCUGCCGAGGAGCCGCCACCGGAGCACAGGCAAAAAGACUUCAGUCACUGGGUGACAGUCAGUGACAAGGACAAGAGGACGGUGCUGCAAGUGUUUGACCCACUGGCGAAAACAUGAGUGGGAAACCUUGACAGCUGCUUUCUUGCAGAACGUGUGCCUUCUUUCCUUAGACAUCACUUUACAGGGAAAAGCCCAGAGCCUUGGCCUCAGUCCCCCAGUCAAAAGAGACAUCUAUUUAAAGGCACACUGAAAAAACAUUUGUACUUCUGUAACUCUUGUGUGGUUUACAAAAAAUUGUGUCUCUUAUUCAAUAAGAUUAUUAUUCAGCCACCAAGCUAUGCUUUAUUCCAGACUUGUGCAUUUCAAGUUUCCUCUCAGGGGUAUGGGAAACCUCUGGUUAGGUUCAGUGUAUGAAUUUUAGGAGAGGGAAUCUGGCUGGUAAUACCCAAGAAGUUUUCUCCCAUUGAAUUGUAGAUGGUUGUGCAAUUUAUGUGUGUAUCUGGUGUUUUUAAAAUUUUGUUUGUAUUUUACAGAGUUGGAAUAACUUUUUGGUGAAUCACCUGAAGGUUGAUGCAUAAAGUAAGGAUUAGCCUAGAAGGUGGUUGGGACCAUUAAGAUCUGUACCUGGCCCGCUGACACUGAGUUACAAAAUGUCAGAGU
Messenger RNA from Ceratotherium simum simum (southern white rhinoceros), 5118 nucleotides. It is a transcript of the gene SYNJ2, whose product is annotated as synaptojanin 2. The record is from RefSeq and is a predicted model, not a curated record. Gene Ontology annotation, cellular component: presynapse; perinuclear region of cytoplasm. Lineage: Eukaryota; Metazoa; Chordata; Mammalia; Perissodactyla; Rhinocerotidae. Gene Ontology annotation, biological process: synaptic vesicle endocytosis; phosphatidylinositol dephosphorylation. Gene Ontology annotation, molecular function: phosphatidylinositol-4,5-bisphosphate 5-phosphatase activity; SH3 domain binding; RNA binding.